AUGGCUGUCCGCGCCCAAUUCGAAAACUCCAACGAGGUUGGUGUCUUCUCUACCCUCACAAACUCUUACGCCCUCGUUGCCGUCGGCGCUUCUGAGAACUUCUACAGUGUCUUCGAGGCCGAACUUCAGGACGUCAUCCCAAUCUGCCACACCACUAUCGCCGGCACUCGCAUCAUUGGUCGUCUCACAGCCGGUAACCGCAGAGGUCUGCUCGUUCCUACCAGCACAUCGGACCAAGAGUUGCAACAUUUGCGCAACAGCAUACCCGACGACGUCAAGAUUCAACGUAUCGAAGAGCGUCUCUCUGCCCUCGGCAAUGUCAUUUGCUGCAACGACCACGUCGCCCUCGUUCACCCUGAUUUGGAGCGCGAGACCGAGGAGAUCAUUGCCGACGUUCUGGGUGUCGAGGUUUUCAGACAGACAAUUGCUGACAACGUGCUUGUUGGCUCUUACAUGAGCUUGAGCAAUGCUGGUGGUAUUGUUCACCCCAAGACCAGCAUCCAGGAUCAGGACGAGUUGAGUUCGCUGCUGCAGGUCCCUCUUGUCGCCGGUUCCGUCAACAGAGGUUCGCCCGUCGUCGGUGCUGGUAUGGUCGUCAACGACUGGAUGGCCGUCACCGGUUUGGAUACCACUGCCACUGAGCUCAGCGUUGUCGAGUCCAUCUUCAAGCUUGGCGAGGGUAUGGGUCCUUCGGCCAUCAACACCACCAACAAGGACACCAUGGUCGAGUCCUUCUACUAG
This is a messenger RNA of Aureobasidium melanogenum CBS 110374, 741 nucleotides long. Its product is annotated as eukaryotic translation initiation factor 6. Gene Ontology annotation, cellular component: preribosome, large subunit precursor; cytosol; nucleolus. Gene Ontology annotation, biological process: assembly of large subunit precursor of preribosome; cytosolic ribosome assembly; maturation of LSU-rRNA. NCBI's taxonomy places the organism in Eukaryota, Fungi, Ascomycota, Dothideomycetes, Dothideales, Saccotheciaceae. Gene Ontology annotation, molecular function: ribosomal large subunit binding. The transcript is spliced from 3 exons. The coding region runs from base 1 to 741 and encodes 246 amino acids. The record is from RefSeq and is a predicted model, not a curated record.